Molecule: messenger RNA, 892 nt
Organism: Suillus discolor
Lineage: Eukaryota; Fungi; Basidiomycota; Agaricomycetes; Boletales; Suillaceae
Exons: 2
Coding region: 8-730 (240 amino acids)
Biological process (GO): C-terminal protein methylation
Cellular component (GO): membrane
Molecular function (GO): protein C-terminal S-isoprenylcysteine carboxyl O-methyltransferase activity
Source: RefSeq, a predicted model, not a curated record
GUAUAUCAUGAGUCUGUUAAAGAUUCCCUUCAUCAUAGCUCCGGCCAUUGGCAUCCAUAUUUCGUUCAGUUCUUUUUCUCCGCCGCCUUCACUCGAAGAGAAGGUGGAACCCCCCAGGUUCGAACUCGUCAUCCUACGGUUCGAAGGUCUUUGGGGUAAUGAUAUAAAAAAGAUCUGCACAUGGGCAGCAUCGUCUAUUGAAGUGGCCAACAUCCUUGUCACACAUAUAGAUCCCUCGCAAAUUCCAGAGGGCAUCUAUGGUGCCAGAGCCCUGCAGUUUUUGCGCGCUCUUCACCCUACGCCAAUCAGCCCCGCUUUCCUUGCCGGAAGUCUUGCUGUCACGAUUGGUGGCGUAUUGAGGUUUUAUUGUAUGUCGACGUUGGGGAAGUAUUGGAGCUGGCCGCUCAGCGUCAGACGAGAACACAGACUUGUGACGAGUGGGCCAUACUCUCUCGUUCGCCACCCAAGUUAUACUGGUUUCCUUUUCCAAUAUAUUGGGCUCCUUGCCAUGUAUGGAGAGCAAGGAGCGUGGUUGAGGCAGUCUGGGAUUUUACAAGUGCCUUUAGUAAACGUGCUAGUAAUAAUCCUCCUCUUCGGACUUACAUUAUGUGCUUGGAUGUGCAUCACUCGACCUCUAGUGGAGGACAAGAUGCUCCAGCGUGCACUGGGAAAAGACUGGGAAAAUUGGGCGAGGAGGGUGAGGUACCGAUUGCUCCCUGGGGUUUAUUGAUCACAUACAUACUGAGCGUUCCGCACGGUCGUUUCUUUGUUAUACGGGAUUGGUGUUUUAUGAUGUCUUGGGUCCAUUGUACACGUGUUAUAUAAACCAUAAAAGGGAUCCGCGUGCAUGGCAAGGAUGCUAAUUAGCAGACAAUACUGCCCAUGUACAGAU